Molecule: messenger RNA, 1279 nt
Organism: Rhinichthys klamathensis goyatoka
Lineage: Eukaryota; Metazoa; Chordata; Actinopteri; Cypriniformes; Leuciscidae
Product: C-factor-like
Exons: 6
Coding region: 28-798 (256 amino acids)
Source: RefSeq, a predicted model, not a curated record
GAAGAACCAGACUGAUCAUCUUUGAACAUGGCUGCAUUAAAGGCGUGUAGCGCUCUUGUGACCGGGGCCAACCGAGGCUUAGAAAUGGUCAAGCAACUCCUGGAGGCCCGUUGCUCAAAAGUUGUUGCUGGGUGUCUUGACCCAGAUGGGACAAAUUCUGAGAUUCAGGCACUGAAAGAACUGGCCAAAAAGCAUCCAGGUGUUGUCACCCUCGAGCACCUUGAUGUAGCUGAUCCAUGCAGUAUCAAAGAAUCUGCCAAGAAAGUGGGUUCUCUACUGGGCAAGAAUGGUUUGAACCUGAUCAUAAAUAAUGCUGCAGUGUUGCCUUCAAAAUCCAUACUGACCGCCACUGUUGAGGACAUGAUCCACGCCUUCAACACCAACAUGCUAGGACCUUUAUUUGUCAUUAGGGAGUACCUGCCGUAUCUGCGUGCAGCAGCUAAAGCCAGUGGCAAACCAGGGAUGUCAUGUGAUAAAGCAGCUGUGAUCAACAUCUCCACAAAUGCAGCAUCUAUGAGCAUCGUUCCAUCACUGCAAGGGCCGUUCCCGUUCUUCCCAUACAGUAUCAGCAAGGCAAGUCUAAACAUGUUGACUGUGUAUACUGCAAUGGAGUUAAAGGCAGAUGAGAUCCUCUGCAUUUCCAUUCACCCAGGAUGGGUGAGGACAAACAUGGGGGGAGAUAAGGCAUCUAUCGACACAAGAGAAAGUGUGGAGGGAAUGCUGCGUGUCAUUGGCAGCCUUACUGAGAAGCAGCACGGCGGAUUCAUGGACUACACUGGAGAAACUUUGCCCUGGUAAAACAGAGGAACAAAAUUUCUCCAAUCAUCAAAAGGCUGAUCCAGAUGCCAUAUUUCUACCCCUUUUUUAAAUGUAAAACACUUCAAAUCAACAUGGGAUCUAACAGCUCAAUCUCAAUUUAAGAGCAAACUUUUAAUCCCUAUAAUCUCAGUAAAUCAAAUAAAUAUUGUGUGGUUCAAAUUAUUAAUCUCUAUACACUGUCCAUUUAGAAGGAAAUACCUUUGAAAAUGAUGCAAGUUUGAGAUCAAGAAGAAUCUUCCAUAUCAUAACUGUCAAGUUUAAGAGUUUUUGAGUUUUAGACGUAACCUUGUGCUGUUGUAAGCCACGUGGCCUGAGUAUUUGCUGGGUCCUAGUCCACCAUACAGCCCUAUUUCCUAUCCACAACUGGAAACGAUGCAACCCUUCACUUGGCGGAGGUCACCACCAUGAGGCUGAUAACGGUACUGCUGUUCCUCCUGGCUUCUGCUUCUGCGGAUCAAAC